Molecule: messenger RNA, 945 nt
Organism: Camelus dromedarius (Arabian camel)
Lineage: Eukaryota; Metazoa; Chordata; Mammalia; Artiodactyla; Camelidae
Product: olfactory receptor 1L8
Exons: 1
Coding region: 13-945 (310 amino acids)
Biological process (GO): G protein-coupled receptor signaling pathway
Cellular component (GO): plasma membrane
Molecular function (GO): olfactory receptor activity; G protein-coupled receptor activity
Source: RefSeq, a predicted model, not a curated record
CUAUGCAGGACCAUGGAGAGGGUCAACCGAACGAGCAGUGUCUCCGAGUUCAUCCUCCUGGGACUCUCCUCCCGGCCGGAGGACCAGAAGCCACUCUUUGCCCUGUUCUUCAUCAUGUAUGUGGUUACCAUGGUGGGAAACUUGCUUAUCAUCUUGGCUAUCCGCUCUGACACUCAGCUCCAGACACCCAUGUAUUUUUUCCUUAGCAUUUUGUCUUUUAUUGAUGUUUGCUAUACAACAGCCAUCGUCCCCAAAAUGCUGAUGAACUUUCUGUCAAAGAAGAAGACCAUCUCUUAUGCUGCAUGUAUGACCCAGAUGUAUUUCUUCUUGGCUUUUGCCAACACAGAAAGUUACCUCCUGGCAGCCAUGGCCAUUGACCGCUAUGUGGCCAUUUGUGACCCCUUCCAGUAUGUCACUGCCAUGAGCCACCAUCGUUGUUUUCUGUUGGUGGCCUUCUCCUGCUCCAUCUCUCACCUCCAUUCUCUCUUACUGGUUCUCCUGAUAAAUUGUCUUCUCUUUUGUGACUCCAACGUCAUUCACCACUUCCUCUGUGACAUCAACCCUCUGCUGAAAUUAUCCUGCUCCUCCACGUUUGUCAGUGAAAUUGUAAUUAACACAGAAGGGCUGAUCACUUUGAUGACCCCCUUUAUACGUGUUAUCAUCUCUUACCUACGAAUCCUCGUUGCUGUUCUGAAGAUCCCGUCAGCUGCUGGGAAGCAUAAGGCUUUCUCUACCUGUGGCUCCCACCUCACCAUGGUGACCCUCUUUUAUGGAAGCAUUAUUUAUGUUUAUUUCCGACCCCUGUCCACUUACACCAUCAAGGAUCGGGUGGCCACAGUCAUCUACACAGUUUUGUCCUCUAUGCUGAACCCUUUCAUCUACAGCCUGAGGAACAAAGACAUGAAGCAGGGCCUGAGGAGGCUGAUGAGCAGGAGGAUGUCCUAG